Molecule: messenger RNA, 579 nt
Organism: Drosophila eugracilis
Lineage: Eukaryota; Metazoa; Arthropoda; Insecta; Diptera; Drosophilidae
Product: D site-binding protein
Exons: 1
Coding region: 1-579 (192 amino acids)
Biological process (GO): regulation of transcription by RNA polymerase II
Cellular component (GO): nucleus
Molecular function (GO): DNA-binding transcription factor activity, RNA polymerase II-specific; RNA polymerase II cis-regulatory region sequence-specific DNA binding
Source: RefSeq, a predicted model, not a curated record
AUGCACUCGCCCGCACAGUCGCCUAUCCUGGAUGUCACUGAAACCUUAUCGAUGCCAUCCGACGUGGAUGCAGAUCAGGAAUCCAAAAAGAAUUCUCCAUACCCCUUUCCCAUUCCCCAAAAUCUCGGGCUACCUGGCUUGGGUUUCCCUGGGAUGAUCACUGCCAAGAGAUCCACAGAAUCUCUCCCUGCCUUCGAGUACAUCGCUCCGCCAAGUCACACUCUUCAGGCCCUGGAAUUCCCGCUAAUGGAACUGAAUCGAGUGGGCAUGAUUGGAGGUGGAAUGUUUCCGGGUUUCAUGCACCGUCGUGUGCGCGGAGAAAAGCGACCCAUUCCGGAGGCUCAAAAGGAUGCCAAAUACUUUGAGAGGCGAAAACGGAACAAUGAGGCAGCGAAGAAGUCCAGGGAUGCACGUAAAAUCCGUGAGGAUAGAAUAGCUUUUCGUGCUGCUCUUCUGGAGCAGGAGAACUCUAUUCUGAGAGCCCAAGUCUUGGCACUGAGGGACGAGCUACAGACGGUGCGACAGCUCCUGGGAGCCACAACCGCCGGCGGUAUGUUGUCAAUGGCCAGGCAGGUGUGA